GCUGAGUGCAGCCUGCCUUCCCAGGGUCGGACUGGAAGCUCAAGAAACGACAAGGAGAAGCGAACAUCUGGCCGCACAUCAUGAAAGGACAUCGGGACUGAUAGGAAAAAAGACGACGAAGUGGGCAGAAAUACAUGUUAUGAAGGAAGAAUGGAGUUCCCAGACCAUAGCCGCCAGUUGCUGCAGUGUCUGAGUCAGCAGCGUCACCAAGGUUUCCUCUGUGACUGCACUGUUCUUGUUGGGGAGGCUCGAUUCAAAGCGCACAGAGCCGUGCUGGCCUCCUGCAGCAUGUACUUCCAUCUCUUCUACAGGGACCAGCUAGACAAAAGGGACGUUGUGCAUCUCAACAGUGACAUUGUGACAGCCCCGGCUUUCAGUCUGCUCCUUGAAUUUAUGUAUGAGGGGAAGUUGGAAUUCAGCACUCUGCCUGUGGAGGAUGUCCUGGCAGCAGCCAGUUACCUCCACAUGUACGAUAUAGUCAAAGUGUGCAAAGGCAAGCUUAAAGAUAAGGAACUUUCCUCCCUCGAUGAAAAAAUGGGAGAGGGGUUGGGACUCAGCUGUCUGGACAGGGAAAAUUCCUCAGAUGGUGAGCUGCACAGUAAGCAGCUCAUUCAGCGACAGCCCCAGACACCGUCUCAGGGGCUUCAUAGGGCCCCCCCAGUAGAAGAGUUUGACAUGGACAACACUGAAGUCAGGCUGGCUGUCACAGAUUGUGAUAGGUCUACACAGAGCAGGCAGAAGGCAAACGGUCACUCUGGCAGGUCCCCGGACCUUGUAGGUGUCAAUUAUGUGUCAGCAGAGGCCGAGCCCUGUGUCCAAACAGCUGGAAAAACAAAAGCUGAUGUCAGUAGUUCCACCGUAUUGCUGUCCCAGAGGUCCCGGGCUUCAGAUGACAUGGACUGUGCACUGGAUUUGUCUUUCAAGCCUCUGUCUAGCAGAGAUCCCUUACACCCCUCCUACGUCUCGGGACAGCUGGCCCUCGACAGCCAGCAGCAGGGCACUGAGCCACUUGUUAAAGACGAACACGACUUGCUGUCAGAGCAGGAGGACAGUGAGCCGAUGAGCCCUGAGAGCCAGCGCUUUGGGAAUAGUGCCAGGAGCUCAGUGGUGACAGGGUUCGCUGCCCUCUUCCCAGGCAACAACGGUUCCACAGCCGCCCUGCUCUCCCAGGAGGAGGACCUGAUGGACGAGGAGGGGGAGGCCUGUAGAGGGAGGGAGGGCGCCCCAGGCAGGGAGGUAGAUGGGAGGGGUAGACUGCUGGGGGACAGCGAGGAGGAGGAGGAAGACGACUUGGCCUCUUCAGACAUUUCCACUUCCAGUGGAGUACUGUUGCCCCCGGGGCAACAGGUGUGUAUGUGUCCCCUCUGCAGCAAAGUCUUCCCCAGCCCCCAUGUGCUGCAACUGCACCUCAGCUCACACUUCCGCGAAAAGGAUGGCGCUCGUUCCAAGUUGUCCCCUGACGGCUCAGUCCCCACCUGCAUGCAGUGCAACAAGACCUUCUCUUGCAUGUAUACCCUUAAACGUCACGAGCGCACGCACUCUGGUGAGAAGCCAUAUACCUGUGGCCAGUGUGGUAAGAGCUUCCAGUACUCCCAUAACUUAAGUCGGCAUGCUGUAGUUCACACACGGGAGAAGCCUCACGCUUGUAAGUGGUGCGAGCGGCGCUUCACUCAGUCUGGGGACCUCUACCGCCACAUCAGGAAGUUUCACUGUGGCCUUGUCAAGACUCUCGCCAUCGGAUAAAACGCCUCUCACCAGUGCCACGACACAAGACAGAAUGUCUUUUCAUACACUGAAUACUACUACUGAUCAGUUUUCCCAUUAGUAAACACAUCCUGGCAGUUUGUUGGAGACAUAUCUUUUGGAUUCUACCCCCAUGUGGCAUUUCUCAAGUUAAACUUGUAGCAGCUUUUGAACUGGAGCUGUUUCCUGUGCUGGACUGUGUCAUAGCUGUGCAUGAUGGUCGAAGGCAGUUAGUCAGAGGGGCGCAGGCCGAUGAUACUGACGCGGAUGCUGUGAAACUCACAUCGGAUCUGUGUCGAUGAAGGCGAACAAAUUGGACGAUGCACUUGUUUCCCCGUCUCGUUUGUGUCAAUCUGUUGAGUUUAUUUGAGGCGUAUAUUUGCCGAGUGAAAAGGCGUCCUGUGUCCACACUCUGUGGGCAAAUGGAUGAUAGUUAAAGCUAACAUACGUUAAUACAAUCGUCAGAGAGAUUUAUUUGUGCACAUGGGAGAUCAGAACCGUCCGUGAGUAGCAAUAUGUGAUUAUUUUUAACACCUACAUUAUUAUAAUUAUUAUAAUUAUUUAUUUUGGGGGGGGGGAUUUGUUUAGUCCCUAACAAGUAAACUAUCACAAGGCAGCAAAACUAAUGAAGUCUGACUACUGGAAGUAUUUUCUUUCUUUUUUUUUAUGGCAGUAGAAUAUUUGGUUUCACUGAAAUGAAGUUUCUGUGUUGUGUAAUAAGAAGUAAGCAUACCAUCGUACCACCAGCUCUUGAGUUGUUAAUGUGAGUGAGCACAGAUUAAGGGAUUGCCUUCAAAUUGCUACUUAAAAAGAGGUUAAGGUUUAAAAAAAAUUAAUAAAAGAGUAUUAAGUUAACGCCUGAAACACUGGUGCCUACUGAAAUUCUUAAAACUUCACCUAGUGUACUUAGAGACAAGAAUGACAUCAUAAUGUGAUGCCUUUUUUUUUUUUUUUUUUUUGUCAAAUUCAAUUCAGCUAUCGGGUGUCUUUAAAAGAAAUCUGGAUUACACUCCACAUACCGAGUAGUAGCAAAGGUAAUCCUCGACUCUGGAAUGCCAGUUGAUCCAUGAGUGCCCUUAAUAAAAUCAGAAUGUAAUAAAGGUAUGCAAACCAAGCUCAUGUCAACUUUUUGUCAAAAAAAAGUAAAUCACUGUAGGGUACGCUGAUACAGUGUUCAGGUCAGACCCUUAGAAGGCAGGGAGGGGGCAGAAGGAGACAGGUGGAUGGUCAGUACUUUGUCUUAUCUGUUGUUACCAUCCAAGCUGUGCCAUUCAGCUUAAUCUACUGACCCUUAUUUCUUUCUUUGCAUUAACCUUUUUUUUUCACAUGAAUUUACUGUAAUGUGUUUUAAGUUGCUACUGAAGAAGCUGGAGCCUUUAGUGAUGCUGCUCUUGAGAGACAAAUGGAUUUCUUCUGUCUGUUUAUUUAGAUGCUGUAUGGAUUUCUUACCAGGGGUGUAGCACUAAAAGUUCAUGAUUUUUGUCUAAUCUGUCCUGAUAAGACUUGAUCAGAAUUUAUUUAUUAGUCUGACGUGGUUCAGGGUUUACUGUAGCGGUAGCUCUUAUUUCUAUAAGCUUGAAAAACAUUGCAUCUUGCCUAGCGAUCUUGGUACUCAUUAACUUUUUUUUUGAAGGGGGGCUGUCCAUUUUCUCUGUGCAAAUUGAAGUUACUGUAUUUGUAUUUUAAUAUAUUGUGUAGAAAUCUCUACGGAGUAUUCAAGAUUUGUCAACCGGAACAUAGAGAAGCACUUGUUUUUAGCAUGCAUAUAGUUUCAACACUAUUGUCUAGGCUGCUAUUUCUUACUAUUUGUAUAUUUAAUGUAAAUAUAUAUUAUAUUUAUCAAAUGGUUUGUUUUCCAUGUUACAAACCCAUUUAAGGUGCGGAUAGUCAGGUGUCGUGAUAAGGCUGCAGUCUCUGAGUGUCACGUCUUCCCCGGGGAGUUUGGCUCCUUUUCCAUAUUCAAGACUCUGUUGGACUCCACCUCACCACAAAUCAGAGCAGUUAAUACUGCUAAGACUGCUGUUCUGCCAGAGGAAGCGGUUGUUCACAAGCACAGCCACACUGAUACAGCACUGGCUACCUAUAGAAGUGACAAUACAGGCAUUGUUCCUCCAGCAAGUCCCAGGUAGCUGGGGGGGGGGGGGGGGUGUUCCAAGUCUCUCUUUGCACUCUGUAUUGAAUGGAGCCAUUGGAAUGU
This is a messenger RNA of Archocentrus centrarchus (flier cichlid), 3940 nucleotides long. RefSeq names its product zinc finger and BTB domain containing 42 (gene zbtb42). Gene Ontology annotation, biological process: regulation of transcription by RNA polymerase II. NCBI's taxonomy places the organism in Eukaryota, Metazoa, Chordata, Actinopteri, Cichliformes, Cichlidae. The record is from RefSeq and is a predicted model, not a curated record. The coding region runs from base 151 to 1743 and encodes 530 amino acids. The transcript is spliced from 2 exons. Gene Ontology annotation, cellular component: nucleus. Gene Ontology annotation, molecular function: protein binding; DNA-binding transcription factor activity, RNA polymerase II-specific.